This is a messenger RNA of Penicillium subrubescens, 2082 nucleotides long. Its product is annotated as Zn(II)2Cys6 transcription factor. Gene Ontology annotation, molecular function: DNA-binding transcription factor activity, RNA polymerase II-specific; sequence-specific DNA binding; zinc ion binding. The transcript is spliced from 6 exons. Lineage: Eukaryota; Fungi; Ascomycota; Eurotiomycetes; Eurotiales; Aspergillaceae. Gene Ontology annotation, biological process: DNA-templated transcription; positive regulation of transcription by RNA polymerase II. The record is from RefSeq and is a predicted model, not a curated record. Bases 1 to 2082 code for a protein of 693 amino acids. Gene Ontology annotation, cellular component: nucleus.
AUGCCAAGUGACGGAGUCCUCAAGCGGCAGAAGAAGAAGUCAAUUGCAUGCCGACGAUGCCAUACCCACAAGAUCAAAUGCUCUGGUGGACAGCCGUGCAAUAAGUGUCGGCAAGCUGGUUGUCCUGUCGAGUGUGUCUAUGUGAAUCGAGAUCGUCAGAUUAAGGUGCAUGAAAGCUACCUGGAUGAGCUUGCUGCUGAGAAUGAACGCCUCCGUGAACAGUUAUCUCGCUCACCAGGUUUUGGAAGUCCGGAUGGUAAUGUCCGCUCCGAAGAUACUCCAUUUCAUGAGCCAGAUACGCAUGUACAGAAUCCCAUGCUGGGUGAACGAGCCUGGUUCCAGCCAUAUGAUCCAUCAACGCCACCAGUACACAUCGGCGAAGCAGCCUGUACAGCCUUCGCCACACGGCUGCGCCAAGUGCUCUCCAAAAGCAAGACGACAUCUCACAUGCCACGCACACAGUACACGCCCGAGUCGACCUUAAUGAAGAUCCGAAAUUCAGAAAUUCAAUGGCCAGGUCUUGCCCAGGCUCGUCUGCUCAUUCAAAUCGUGUUUAAUCAAGUUAGCCGGGUGUAUCAUCUAGUCCUGCGCAAGUCGACGAUCGAUGAACUCGAGGAGACUUAUCGGAAAGCGGACUUUGAUAACCCCGUGCUAACGUGCAAGUUCUUUGCGUUGUUUGCGCUCGGAGAGGUAUACUCGACUCGGUCGAAUGUUACGCUUGAAUGUGGUGUUCCUGGUGCAGCGUAUUAUGUUCAUGCUAUGAUGCUGAUUCCUAUUUUGCCGGAGCGGCCGAGCUUGACUCACAUUGAAUCAAUAUUGUUGUUGUCACUCUAUUCAUAUUUUCUUAACCGGCGCCAUUCUGCCUUUCUCCUCGUCGGCAGUGCCAUGCGUCUCGGUCUCACUUUAGGACUGAACUAUGACAUCCCCGAAUGUCAAUGUCCUGAUCCUGUAGAUCGCCAACAUCGGAUUCGACUGUGGUGGGCGAUCUACGUAUUCGACCGAAUGUACGGGUCCAAGGUGGGCUGGCCCAUCCAAAUCACCGACGACGAUAUUCAUGUGGAAAUGCCCUCCACUGUUCCCGGAGAUGUCCACGACGAGCAAUUCUCCGAUACACAAUUCCUGGUUGCUUCUAUUCAUCUGGCGCGCAUUACAGGGCAGGUGAUCGAGAAGGUUUACAGUCGCAAGAAACAGCCCGACUCGUUUCUGCAACGAGAACAGAAGCUGCUUAUCUCACUGAAGCAAUGGGCGCAGGCGUUGCCCCCGCAUGUUCGGUUGAAUCGCGAUGGGGCUGGUCCCAAGAACGUGGUAUCCCUGCAUUUGCAAUUUAACCAGUGUAUCAUCCUGGCCACUCGACCUAUCCUACUAUACACACUCAUCCAAUCUCGCGAUGCAGACCAUACCGACCAAAAUACCACGCAGACGCACAUCCAAACCCUCAAAACGCUCAGCGACGCAUGCAUCCACGCUGCAAGGCACAAUCACUCACUGAUCGUGGCAGAAUGGACCAACGGCUCCCUCCCAAUCAUGGGCUAUUUCUACGCCCACUAUCUCUUCUCCGCCGCACUGAUCAUGGUCCUAUCCAGUCAAAUCCAAUCAGACAAUCAUGCCGACUACGCCUUAUUCGAAACCGCGUUCGAAAUUCUCCGUGCAAUGCGCGACCACGGUAACCUCGCCGCGACCGAAUUCUACGAUAAUCUAAAAUGCGUUCAGCAAUGUCUCGACAAGACUCAGCCUACUAACGUCAAUCCGAGCGCAAAACGGGGCUCAACCGCGCGACAGUCUAUGACUGGCGAGUCAAGUCGCGUUCCGGAUCAGCACCCAACCGAUGAUGCGCUGCCUGUUCUCCCCGACCAGGCUGCUGCCCGACGAACGAAUGAAGUGGGUCUAUCCGGCGGAUCGGCGCUGCCUGACACGAGCGGUGGUGGUACAUUUGGCAAUGAGAUGGUGUUUUUGGAUGAGAGUAUGGAACAGUUUUUGGCACAGGCGGAUGUUGAUUUUGGGCCGUUGGAUCCGUCUGGAGUGCCGAUCAGCGUGGCGGAUGCGGUGUACUCGUGGCCGAAUUUCUCGCUGUGGACGGCAUGA